Messenger RNA from Periconia digitata, 1713 nucleotides. Lineage: Eukaryota; Fungi; Ascomycota; Dothideomycetes; Pleosporales; Periconiaceae. The record is from the annotation of a GenBank genome assembly.
UCUCUCUUUGCCUGUAGGUGGGCUUUGGAGUCCAAGUUUCUCUGUUUUCCACAUACAGCAGCCCCAAAACGUCUUCGACCUCUUCACCUUCGCCAAUGUCUGUGGACAAGACGUUCUAUCCAACUUGACUCCUGGACAAUCUCUAGUUCUAACCCAAAAGACGAUAAUGGGUCAUUAAAUGUCGACUAUCCCCUCUGUGUACAACACGGAUUUAUCAAUUCGGGGUUUACCAGUUCACAACUACCUACAUACCCAAAGUAGAUACAACCGGACAUAUACAUCCCCUAUGUCCGGUGCUUCUCAACCCCAUUGCAACAGACUAUUGAGUCUGGGUUGUAACGUACAAACCACGUAAAAAACACUACAAUUGUCCUUCAGCCCAAAAGUCAUCUAUGUUCCUCGCGGGUUGAUCAUCUUACGUGGAACCGGAGGAGCUCGUGUCUUGAUUAGUGAACCUCAUUCUCUGUAGCAACUACAAGAGGGACCUAUUUCCUCCAUCACACGCAUCAUCACAAGGACUUCGCAAUCGUCUUUUCCAAUCCCGCUGACUUUAGGCAAGCAAUCUCACACGAAGGACCUCCACAUGUCGUAGUUAUAGAUUGCUGAGAACCAAUUGGUUUGUGUCAAACAUCAACGCCGCCAUGACUAAUACUGUAUACACGACAAAAAACACUAUCACAAUGCAGGUACAAUAAAAGACCAACAGCAUUCAACUGUUCAUCCGACUCCGAGCCAUGUCAUCAUAUAUAAAAGGGACAUCUAUAUCCUCCUCCAUCUACAUUCACACACAGACAGCAACUAUCCAUCACUCCUGGAUUAGAUUCCAAUAACAAGAUUCUUGACUAUCAAAACCUCUAGGUUCUUUUCGAAACACAAACCUCCAACAUGGCUUCCAACAAAACCAUCGUUCUCGUCACAGGUGCCAACACGGGCAUUGGCUACGAGACCAUCAAAGCUCUCUACGCCUCUGCUACGCCUCACACACUUUUGAUGGGCAGUCGUUCCCUCGACAAAGCCCACGAAGCCAUCAAGAAGAUUCAAUCGGAUGUUCCGGAAUCUUCUUCGGAAAUCGUGCCCGUUCAACUUGACAUUGAAGACGAUGAUUCCAUCGAGAAGAGUGCCCAGUUUGUCCAGUCUACAUAUGGCAAGUUGGACGUGCUUGUCAACAACGCUGGAGCAUCAUUCGACCCAGUAAUGGCAGCAACCCCGGGCCCAAAAGCCCUCCGCGAAGCCUGGAACCACACCUACUCGAUCAACGUGACCUCAACAGAGGCUACGACUCAGGCCUUUGCGCCCCUCUUGGUCGCCUCAUCGUCUACUGCGCGGAUCCUCUUCAUUACCUCGGGUCUCUCCUCCUUCGCCCACGUCGCGGGCGGCGCCCUCGCCGCAACCGCGAGAUCCCCCGCCAUCCCGGCUGGUUGGCCCAAGCCCGCGGGUCCACCGUCCUUCAUUGCGUACCGCAGCUCCAAGGCUGCGUUGAACAUGCAGAUGUUGGAGUGGUCGCGCGUGCUCAAGGAGGAUGGGGUCAAGGUCUUUUGCAUUAGUCCUGGGUUUUUGGCGACGGGGUUGGGUGGGGUGGGGAGCGAGAAGUUGAAGGCUGUGGGUGCGGCGGAUGCGUCGGUUGGGGGCGAGUUGAUUAGGGAUGUUGUUGAGGGCGGGAGGGAUGCCGAUGCUGGGUUGGUGGUUGCGAAAGAUGGAGUGCAGAAGUGGUGA